GGUAUUAGAGAAACCCCGCGACGGUCACACUGCUGUUUGCGGAACUCUGUUAAUUGUUAAUAACAAUUAAUUUAAAGCAUUUGUUCAAUCGGCAGAGCCAACCUAUCUCAGUGCCUUUGGAUCCGGAUGCAAAGAUGCGGAUGCGGUGAUAGUUGCAUCCAGCUGACAGCAUGCACACCCACACGAACGACACGGCGGCGAUUUCAAAUGGACAUGGACUGGUCGGUGGCAAUAGCGUUGGCACUAGCGCUGGCGGCAGCGUAGGCGCUGGAGGAGGAAGAGGAGGCGUGGGAGCAGGUGGCAGCACGGAGGGCAAGAUCCGGUGCAUUUUCCUAAGCGAAUUUGACGCCACAGCGGGCUGCAAAAUAAGCUGCCAGGUGCCCGACAACUACAUUUCCAAGGACGUGUUCGAUGCCAUCAACGUGUACAUCAUACCCAAGCAGCACCUGCAGCGCUGCAUCCUCACCGUAAACGCCAUGGACGUGAAGAUUGUCGGCUACCCGGUGGGCAUUCAGGAUCAGCAAAAGUACGUUCGCAACGCCUUCCUCUUCAAUCUCUGCUUCGUCUGCGACUCGCGCGCCCGCAGCGUUCAGUACGAGCCGGUGGUGAAGAAGCUAUCGGAGUACCUCAUCAUGAUGGAGGAGGAGUCGUGCUUCCUGUCGCGCGAGGACGACAAGCGACGCCUGCAGAACAUCUUUGAGACGGUGCUGCGCGACCUGAACGAACGCAAGGUGGCGACCAUUGUCGAGGGCGACAAUACCAUCCAUUUGAAAAUAGUCAUGCACAAGCCGGAUCCGCCGCCGGUCAAGGAUCACAUGGUGCCGCUGCUGCUGGCCAAUCUGAGGGACGCACCGCUGGACAAUUGGGAUCUGACCACGCAACAGAUCCUGCCUUAUAUAAACGGAAUCAAUCACGUUGCACGGAUUGCCGCGGAAGCGGACGUGGAAACCGAUCUGGUCAAGUCGUGCAUACAGAAUCUGGUCUACUAUGGCGUCGUCCAGCUGCUGCCGAUCCUCAAGUACAGCAACGUGUACAUGACCCAGAAUCUGAAGCAUCUCAUCCAGAGCUCAGCGCUGAGCGGAGCGUGUCGUAAAUAUGUGGCCCUGCGGCCGGACAAGACACUACCCAGCGUCCAGCGCAUCUUCCAGUUCUACGCCUCAAUGACGCACGGCGUCACCCUGCGGGCCAUCUGCCAGCGCCUCUCGCCGCACCAAAACAACAUCGACGAACGUCGGAUGGUGAUCUUUGGGCUGCAGCACCGCUUCAUUCGCUGCAUUCACAAGUAUCCGGUUUUCACGGGAUCAGUGCCUUCCGGGCGUCAGAAGAUGUACACCGGUCUGAUCAGCUUCGACGAGAUCUGCUGCAAGACCGGCCUCUCGCCCAGCACCAUUGAGCGGGACAUUGAGAAGGAUACGAAUGUGACUGUGAUCUGGAAGUGACCCCGACCGGUCUUGUUGUAGUUUGUAGCGAUUGUUAUGUUUCCAAAAUCAUAUAUAUAUAUUUUUUUUUCUAAUAUACGCAUACUUAUAUAUACA
Molecule: messenger RNA, 1535 nt
Organism: Drosophila kikkawai
Lineage: Eukaryota; Metazoa; Arthropoda; Insecta; Diptera; Drosophilidae
Gene: Nprl2
Product: Nitrogen permease regulator-like 2
Biological process (GO): cellular response to amino acid starvation; negative regulation of TORC1 signaling; positive regulation of autophagy
Cellular component (GO): GATOR1 complex; vacuolar membrane
Molecular function (GO): GTPase activator activity
Source: RefSeq, a predicted model, not a curated record